AGCUCCGGAUCCAAAGUGGGAGCCAAGGAAAGCGCUGAAGAGAACUUAGCUUUCAUUGAAUAGUUUACUUGUUCAAUUACGGUGUGGACACUGAAAUGAAUCGCAUGCGGGGCAAUCGUUUUUGAGAUGUAUUUGCUUUAACAUUAUUGUUUUUUUUUAUUUAAAAUUGCAAUAUACUUCUCGAAAUGUUAAGGCAUCAUCAUCAGUGGACUACCUACUACAACAAAACAAAGCAGUCAUCUUUUUUCUUGCUCUAGUCUGGGGGCUAGUCAAGUUUAAGGGAAACACAUUUAGACUUUUUUGGCUUUAGAAGCCCUUAUUUGGGAGCUUAUUUACUCGCACAAAUGAUUUGAAUGGGUCAGAAUUUACUGGUUGGAGAAAGCUUUGGACUCGUGUCUAUGGAAUAGAAAUAGCCUACUGAAUGGAGACCUACAUGAACUCGAGGAGCAAAGUUAAGCAAGAAAUGCCGCCGACAAUGACUACCGCGACUAUGUUCACUAUUAUAUUCUUCAUUCAAGUUCUUGCAGUGCAUGGGGUCUCCUUUCACUUCACCAAGGAACCAAAGUCCCAGGAUGCACUGCACGGGCGUAGUGCCAUGCUACGCUGCGAGGUCAGCGAGUCAGAAGACAUGAGCUAUAGCUGGCUUCAGAAUGGCCAGGCAGUGACUGACUCGGAACAGCGUUUUCAGGAAGGCCCCAACCUCAAGUUCACCGCCGUGGAUCGAACAUUGGAUGCUGGAAACUUCCAGUGCCUGGCAUACAGGAAUUCCACUGGUGAAGAGGAGCGCUCUACAAAUGCAUCGUUCAAUAUUAAAUGGUUAGAGAGCGGGGAUGUGACCCUGAAGGAGCCUGCGACUGAGCAGGAGAUCCAGAGCUCUGCCCCCGUCAUCCUCAGGUGCAACAUUGACGGGCACCCAAGGCCAACGUGCCAUUGGUACAGAGAUGGCAUACGUCUGCCAGAGAGGACACACCAGAUCAACAACAAGGAGCGCACCCUCACACUACCCAGUGCCAACCCCGAAAACAACGGCCUGUACUACUGCUGCGCCAAGAACGCCGCCGGCCAUGUCUGCAGCAACGCCAACUUCACCCUCAACAUCAUAGAUAAGAGCUACCCUCAGCCCGUGGUCUCCCCAGAGGACGUGGUGGUCCUGAGGAAUGAGGAGGCUCUCCUGCGCUGCCAGUUCUCUGCCGAGCCCCCGCCCACGAUGGAGUGGUACCACGAGGACGAACUCGUCGCCAACAAGUCACGCUUGGUCUUAUUGGGCAAUGGCUCUCUCCUUAUCACCCAAGUGAAGCCUCGGAACACUGGUCUCUACAAGUGUGUUGCCAAAGGCCUUAGUGGUCCCGCUGUUACUCUGAAGGCCACUGUUCGGUUAGCAGAGAUUGAGGACAUGGGCUCUGGUAUAAGCCAUGUCUUCACCGACGACACCCCACAGCGGAUCCCCUGCCAGUCCCCUCGCGGCUACCCGGAACCCGAUGUGUGGUGGGAGCGUGACGGGAAGAAGGUUGCCGACGAGGGCCGGGUGCACCAAAGCGGCCUGUCCCUGGUCUUCAACCCUAUCUUGAGGGAGGACUCGGGCACCUACAGCUGUGUGGCACAGAACAAGGCUGGGACCAAGAGGCGGGAGCUGACCAUCACUGUGGCCACUGCUCCAGAGUGGGUGGAGAAGCCUGUGGACACCGAGAUGCAAGAAGGCCAACCAGGCUACCUGCACUGCCACACCCAGGCCACACCUCAGCCCCAGGUCACCUGGUACCGCAACUUUGCCCCCCUCAGUUCCGAGGAUGUUCGUUAUAAGCUGUUUCCCAAUGGGACCCUGAGGAUCAACACGGUGGAGGUGUAUGACAGUCACAUGUACACAUGCCAGAGCCAGACAGAAGGGGGCAGACUGGAGGCCAGAGCCCGGGUCUUUGUACUGGAGAAGCUGAAGUUCACCCCGACCCCCCAGCCCUCUCAGUGUCUGGAGCUGGACACGGAGAGCACGGUGCAGUGCUCCGCCAAGGGCCGCGAAAACCCCACCAUCCUCUGGGCUCCAGCAGACGGCAGCGAACUGCCUGCCCAUGUGGUCCAGAACGGCGGCGCUCUCCACUUCACCACAGUGACGCGGGCUGACAGUGGCAACUACACGUGCACGGCCACCAACCGCCUGCAGGGCCAGAUCAAAGCAGCCGUGCAGCUCACAGUGGCAGUCUACAUAGUGUUCAAGCUGGAGCCAGAGAACACAACAGUGUACCAGGGCCACACAGCCAUUCUCCACUGCCAGGCCACAGGUGACCCUGCUCCCUUCAUCCAGUGGAAGAAGAAGGACAAGUUCCUUGAGCCUAGCAAGAGCAGGUUCCAGAAGAUGCCCAACGGCUCUCUGGUCAUUCACGAUGUAAGCAUGGAGGACACGGGGAGCUACACUUGCAUUGCAGGCAACAGCUGCAACAUCCGUCACACCUCUGCCCAGCUCUACGUCGUGGAGAAGCCAGUGCACCACUCUCUGGAGGAGGAGGAAAGGGCGCCCUACAAAAUGAUCCAGACUGUUGGCCUAUCGGUGGGCGCUGCCGUCGCCUACAUCAUCGUUGUGCUGGGGCUGAUGUUCUACUGCAAGAAGAGACGCAACGCCAAAAGGCUCGACAAGGGGCCGGAGGGAGAGGAGGCAGAACACCUCAACGGGGGCAGUGCCCAGCCCAAUGGGCAGGCCACAGCAGAGGUCCAGGAGGAGUUGGCUCUCACCAACAUGGGAGGCGGUGCAAGCGGCAACAAUAAACGACACAGCAGCCAGAACCCUGAGAAGCUGCUGUACCCCCGAAGCAACCUGACCACCAUCACCACCCUAGGUAAAGGUGAGUUUGGGGAGGUCUUCCUAGCCAAAGCUAAGGGCCUGGGGGGAGGAGGAGGAGGAGGAGGGGGAGGAAAAGCGAGUGACGACGAGGAGGAGACGGUUGUCCUGGUGAAGAGCCUGCAGACGCGGGACGAGGCGGCUCAGCUGGAGUUCCGGCGUGAGGCCGAGAUGCUGGGCAAGACAAGCCACCCCAACCUGGCCCGCCUGCUGGCCGUGUGCAGAGAAGCCGAGCCCCAUUACCUGGUCCUGGAGUACGCCGACAUGGGUGAUCUGAAGCAGUACCUCAAGUUGGCGAAAGCCAAGGAGGAGAAGCCCAAGUCCCAUCACCUCAGCACCAAGCAGAAAGUGGGAGUCUGUCUCCAGGUUGCCCGGGGAAUGGAGCACUUGUCCAAUCAGCGCUUCGUUCACAAAGACCUGGCCACGCGCAACUGCCUGAUCAGCGCCAAGAGACAUGUCAAAGUGUCUGCCCUGGGACUCAGCAAGGACGUCUACAACAACGAGUACUAUCACUACCGCCAGGCCUGGAUCCCGCUGCGCUGGCUUCCGGCCGAAGCAGUCUUCGAGGAUGACUACUCCACCAAGACGGACGUGUGGUCCUUUGGCGUGCUCAUGUGGGAGGUGUUCAGCCUGGGAGAGAUGCCCCACGCCGCGCUGGCUGACGACAAGGUCCUCGAAGAGCUGAGAGAGGCCAAAGGAAAGCUGCCUCUGCCCCAGGGCUGCCCCUCCCGAGUGUACAAGCUCAUGGUACGCUGCUGGGCGCCCAGCCCCAAGGACCGGCCCUGCUUCAGCGACAUCGUGGGAACCCUCUGCGAGCUGCCCUCCGAGAGCAAGGUGUGACAUGGGAUACACCCCCAGGAAAUAAGACAGAGUCCAGAGUCUGACAGUGUGUGUGUGUGUGAGAGACAAAGAAGGUUGGUGUGUUCCUACAAAUGUAUUCAUUUCCUAAUAGGGACACCUGUGUGAAAGGUAAUGUUUUACAUAGAAUUGUUGUUUAUGUCUGAUAUGUUUAUCUGUGAUUGCGGAAGCGACCUGAUUGUGGACUAAAGUACUAGACGUGUGAUGUUCUGCGUGUGGCGAUAGUGUGCAUCAGUGUGUCUGUAAUGAACGUCUGCUUGUAUGUUUGUGUAUUUGAGUGUGUGUGUGUGUGUGUGUGUGUGUUUCUGUGACUUCACUUAUCUCGCUACACACUCAUGGACUUUCAUUCAAGGCUUUUCCAGACGAUAUCUGAAUUUUAAUUGGGUGACUCAAAUCGUCCCCUUGAGGAUUACAAAGACAGUUUAUUGAUGAUUGAUUUCUGAAGCCUUAUUGCCUUAUCCAAUACAUUUUAUUCAAAAGCUGAGUUAAUCUGGGCGAUAAAAAUAAAUGUUUGGCAGCAAUAAAAAUGUGUCUGCAACUCACGGGGCCGUGGAGGAUUCAAUCAACCCAGUCUGGGCCGUGAAGGUUCUACCUCUUGCUGGAGAAAUGCAUCAUUGCCCACCAAGAUUUUUGGGACCAGGAAACAACCAACUGAAUUUCAUUCAAACUUUUCACAGACCCUGUUCUGCAUGCAUCAAAACAAUAUUUCCAAAACAUUUCAAACUGUAAAUUGGGGCUGGAAGGGAGAUAAUCUGUAACCUGUUUAAAACAAUAUACCAUAGGUCAGUGAAUUGUUUGAACGCACCUGCUACCUGUCUUGUCAGCCGGAUCGGUGAAUGAAUAAAUAUGUAUAUGAACCAACCAGAAGUACUGUUUUGGGGCCCAGGUACUUAAUACAUUUUUGUGGCUUUGUUUGUUAAAUAUUGUAGGUAAGGCAACCUACUCAGAAACACGUUUUGUUACACUCCUAUAAUGUGUGAAUAUCACUUUCCUUUUGUCUUACAAUCUUAGCCACCGUUUUGAGAAAGUUACAAUGCCUUUUCUUUUUUUUUAUAAAAAAAAAAAAAAAAAGAAUUCCAGGCUUCCAUCUGUGGCCUGGCAAACCAGUCUGAUGGCUACGCUCACCCUUUAUCUUCAC
This is a messenger RNA of Osmerus eperlanus (European smelt), 4823 nucleotides long. It is a transcript of the gene ptk7a, whose product is annotated as protein tyrosine kinase 7a. Gene Ontology annotation, biological process: protein phosphorylation; homophilic cell-cell adhesion; synapse organization. The transcript is spliced from 20 exons. The record is from RefSeq and is a predicted model, not a curated record. Gene Ontology annotation, molecular function: axon guidance receptor activity; ATP binding; protein kinase activity. Gene Ontology annotation, cellular component: neuronal cell body; plasma membrane; axon. NCBI's taxonomy places the organism in Eukaryota, Metazoa, Chordata, Actinopteri, Osmeriformes, Osmeridae. Bases 422 to 3667 code for a protein of 1081 amino acids.